AUGUCACCUUCUUGUUCGUCUCCAACAAAUUCUCUUCAUGAAACUUUUACUAAACUUAACAAACGUACUUUCGAAAAAUCUUAUCUUCCGUCUACUCAAGUUUUUUCUUCUACUUCUUCUAAUGAAUUACCAAUUGAAGUAUUUGAAAAAAUCUUUAAUAAUUUUAACAGUAAAGGAAAAGAAUAUAUUUUAACGCUUCAUUCAUGUUUACUCGUAAGUAAGGAUUGGAGUUUAUCUAUAAUGAAAUUAUUAUACUCAAAUCCAUUUUAUUAUUUUAAAGAAAUAAAAGAUAUCAAUAAAAUUAUUGAUACUUUAUUAUUAUGUUUAAAUAAAUCAGAAUUAGAUAUGUUAUUUGAACAUGGUAUUAUUAAUUCUAAUUAUAAAAAUAAUAAUAACAAUACUAUUACCCCUUAUUAUAAUUAUCCUAAAUAUUUAAAAAAUCUUUAUUAUAGAGGAUUUUUAUCUAUAAUUCAUUCUUGGAUCAUUACAAGAAAUAUUAAUUCUAAUUCUGAUAAUUAUAAUAUUCUUUCUACUACUACUACUUCUACUCAAUUUGAGAUUAUCGUAAGAGUUUUGUUAAAUUUGUUUUUUAGAGAGAGUAAACAAUUAGAAAAAUUACAUAUUUGUUCUACUAAUUUAGUAUGGGAUAAAAAAGAAUUAAGUUGUAUGUAUUUAUUAAUGAGUAAUAGUUUAGGUAUUACUAGUAGUGGUGGUUUAAAAAGUGGUUUAUGUACCAAUUUAGAUAGCAUUUAUUUAACUGUUGAUUGUCCAAUGAAUAAUUUUCUUCCUUUACUCUCUAAACAAUGCAGAAAUUUGACAAAUCUCGGUGUAAUGAUGGACCUUCAUCGAAAAUCUUGUUAUACUCAUUCUCCUCCUCCAACAGAUAUUUCAGAUAUUAAAAACAUUUGUACUCUUAUCUCUUCUCAACGUAAUCUUCAAUCUUUUCAAAUAAUGUUUUCCUCAAAUACAUCAUUACUAAUUUCCGCAUUAUAUACUCAACGUGAAACAUUACGUUCCUUGGAUUUUUAUUGGGUUGAUUUUAGAGAUUGUACUUCAUUAAUCGAAUUGACUCAUUUUAAACAAUUGGAAGUGGUGAAAUUUAGAAAUUGUUUUAAUUUAAAGAAAGAAAUUUGUGAACCAUUACUUAAUAAUGAUUGGGAAAAUUUAUGUCAUGUCGUUGUUAUAAAUACUGAAUGUUUUACGUUAAGAGAAUGGGCAAGAAAAAUUAAUAUUAAAAUGUGUAACAAUGGUUAUAAUAGUGAUGAAAGUGAUAAUGGCAAGAAGAGUAGAAGUAAUAGUUUAGAUAAGAAUAUUAGUAGUAAAAUUCUUAAUAAUGGUAAUUUACCUAUUAUUUCAAAACAAUUUAAAAGAAAUUUUCAAAUUGAAGAAUAA
This is a messenger RNA of Rhizophagus irregularis DAOM 181602=DAOM 197198, 1392 nucleotides long. RefSeq lists its product as uncharacterized. The record is from RefSeq and is a predicted model, not a curated record. NCBI's taxonomy places the organism in Eukaryota, Fungi, Glomeromycota, Glomeromycetes, Glomerales, Glomeraceae.